Rhineura floridana is the source of this 1304-nucleotide messenger RNA. RefSeq names its product iron-sulfur cluster assembly enzyme (gene ISCU). Lineage: Eukaryota; Metazoa; Chordata; Lepidosauria; Squamata; Rhineuridae. Gene Ontology annotation, biological process: iron-sulfur cluster assembly; intracellular iron ion homeostasis. The record is from RefSeq and is a predicted model, not a curated record. Gene Ontology annotation, molecular function: 2 iron, 2 sulfur cluster binding; ferrous iron binding. Bases 36 to 539 code for a protein of 167 amino acids. The transcript has 5 exons. Gene Ontology annotation, cellular component: mitochondrial matrix; cytoplasm.
AUCUGGUGUCGCAGUCCUUUUCCCAAACAGACAAGAUGGCGGCACUGCGGGCAAUAUGCGCGCAGCGGGCGGUGGCCGCUGCUUUCCUGAGUCCGGGCCCGGGCCGGGCCCCCCUUGCUGUCGGGUACCACGAGAAGGUUGUCGAUCACUAUGAAAACCCACGAAACGUUGGCUCCCUGGACAAGAGUGCAAAGAAUGUUGGGACUGGCCUUGUGGGAGCUCCAGCCUGUGGUGAUGUCAUGAAAUUGCAAGUUGAAGUGGAUGAAAAUGGAAAAAUAACUGAUGCCAGGUUUAAGACGUUUGGUUGUGGGUCAGCAAUCGCUUCAAGCUCCUUGGCUACUGAAUGGGUAAAGGGCAAGACGGUUGACGAAGCCUUGAAGAUCAAAAACACAGACAUUGCUAAAGAGCUCUGCCUUCCACCAGUAAAACUGCACUGCUCCAUGUUGGCAGAAGAUGCCAUCAAGGCUGCCUUAUCAGAUUACAAGCUGAAACAGGGACCGAAGAGCAGUGAGUCCGUCAAAAAUGCAAGCACAGCAUAGAAGGAGGUCCUAUAUAUCAAAAGCCUAGGAGCUUGGCCCACGCCUCCAUUCCAGUUGUAACUUAACAGGGCAAUUACAGUAAGGAGCCAACGCUUCACCUUCGUGCAUUUUGGAAGCAUGCACAUCUCAGUGCGCACAAUGCUGGGUUGUAUUACAGCCACCAGGGGAGGCUCAGGUGAUCACAUCAUCACCUUGAGUUGUUGGGUUUUUUUUUUCACUACCAGCUUGUCUGUCUUGUUUCCACAUGUGGGGAAAAAGCAGAAUCUUCUUGUUAUUUCAGUGUGAGAAUUUGCUGCAAGUAAUCACUUCUGGCCUUCAGUGUGUAGUUUGGUAGGGAGUGGUUGCUGUUGCCUUUCAGGUGCGUGGAGCAGCCUCGCUACGGCUUCAGGCAAGGCCUUCUGGUGUGAGAGAACAGGCAGCCUCACCUCUUUCCUGUCAUUCUCCCCAAGGGGAGGGAAACACAGCAAACACUAUUUGUCUACAGGGCCAAAAGACUAGCAGUAGCUCUUGGCCUCUGGAGCAACAGAGGUUUCCACUGCUGCCGGCAGCACAUUCCUCUGACCUAGAGUGAAGGAAAGAGCUUAACCCUCACAGCAAGCCGAGGCGGAAGCAACCAUCUCCCUAUCCUUAUUCCCAAGUUUAGGUUUAAAGAAAGUAGAGUGUCCUGCCUUGAUCAGACACCGUAUGCACAAGUUUCAGAUUUAUCUUAUGUACAGUAUGCACUAUAUAAAUAUAUACAGAGAUAAAAUAUGCUGUGUCCCAGCA